AUGGAUUAUGAUGUCAUAGCUAAUCAACCAGUUGUCAUCGAUAACGGAUCUGGAGUGAUCAAAGCAGGAUUCGCUGGUGAUCAAUCUCCAAAAGUAAAGUUUGCCAAUUAUGUUGGACGACCGAAACACUCUCGUGUUAUGGCUGGAGCCUUAGAAGGAGAUUUAUUCAUCGGUCCCAAAGCCGAAGAGUACAGGGGUCUGUUAUCCAUCAAGUAUCCGAUGGAACAUGGGAUUGUCACAGACUGGAAUGAUAUGGAAAGAGUAUGGCAAUAUGUUUACAGCCAAGAACAACUCCAUGUGUUCCCGGAAGAGCAUCCCGUUCUCUUGACCGAAGCUCCUCUGAACCCAAUGAAGCACAAAGAGAAGGCUGCUGAGAUAUUCUUUGAAUCAUUCAAUGCUCCUGCUCUGCAUAUCCAAAUGCAAGCUGUCCUAGCCCUUUACUCGACAGGAAGAACCACAGGUGUUGUGUUAGAUUCUGGAGAUGGAGUCACUCAUGUUGUUCCUAUUUUUGAGGGAUUCGCCAUGCAACACGGAAUCGAGAGGAUGGAUGUUGCCGGAAGAGAUGUUACUCGUUGGUUAAGAUUACUCCUUAGAAAAGAAGGAACAGACUUACAUCGUACGAGUGAAUUUGAGAUUGUUCGUGAAAUCAAAGAAAAAGCUUGUUAUUUGACUACUAAUGCCGCCAAAGAAGAGUCAACAGCCAAUGAAAAAAUUGUAUAUUCCAUGCCGGAUGGCUCUAGGCUUGAUAUCGGAGCAGCCCGAUUCCGCGCUCCUGAAGUUCUUUUCCGCCCUGACCUCAUUGGAGAGGAAUGGCCAGGAAUGGCACAUCUUAUUGUCGAUUCUAUUAGAAAAUGUGAUAUGGAUCUUAGAAAAACCUUGUAUGGAAACAUUGUUCUCAGCGGAGGGUCAACCAUGUUCGCUGGAUUUGGUGACCGAUUGCUUUCAGAGGUUAGAAAGCUGGCUCCACAGGAUGCUAAGAUAAGAAUCUCUGCUCCCCAGGAACGCAUCUAUUCCACAUGGAUUGGAGGCUCUAUUUUGGCUUCGUUAGACACUUUCCGUAAGAUGUGGGUGAGCAAAAAAGAAUAUGAGGAGGAGGGUAAGAAGAUCUUGCACAAGAAGUUCUUCUAA
Messenger RNA from Auanema sp. JU1783, 1128 nucleotides. NCBI's taxonomy places the organism in Eukaryota, Metazoa, Nematoda, Chromadorea, Rhabditida, Rhabditidae. The record is from the annotation of a GenBank genome assembly.